AUGGGCAAUCACACCACAGUGAGCACAUUCCUUCUGUGGGGAUUUUCCAGUUCCCCGGACAUACAUGGUCUUCUCUUUGUGGCAGUGUUCUUCUCCCAUGUGACCAUCCUAGCUGCAAAUGUGUCCAUAAUGGUGGCCAUCAAGCUCAGCCACAACCUUCACACCCCCAUGUACUUCUUCCUCUGUGGUCUGUCCUUCUCAGAAACCUGCACCACGAUGGUGAUCAUCCCCCGCAUGUUAGUGGACUUGCUAUCAGAGAGCAAGACCAUUUCUCUUCCUGAGUGUGCCACACAGAUGUUUUUCUUCUUUGGCUUGGCAGCCAAUAACUGUUCCAUCAUGGCAGCCAUGUCCUAUGACCAUUACACUGCCAUCCACAGCCCACUGCACUACUAUACUCUUAUGACAAGAAAGAUCUGCUUUCAGCUCAUGAUGGCCUCUUGUGUGGUUGGAUUACUGGUUUCUCUGUGCAUCAUCACCACUAUAUUUAACUUGUCCUUUUGUGACUCCAACACUAUCCAGCACUUCUUUUGUGACAUCUCACCUGUGGCUGACCUUGCUUGUGAUUACACUUCCCAUCAUAAAGUGGCUAUAUUUGUGCUCUCUGCCUCUGUGCUGAUGGGCAGCUUUAUUUUAAUUAUGAUUUCCUAUGUCUUCAUUGUGUCCACAGUUGUGAAGAUGCCCUCUGCAAAGGGGAGGUAUAAGUCCUUCUCAACUUGUUCCUCCCACCUCACAGUUGUGUUCAUUCACUACGGAUUUGCUUGCUUUGUCUAUCUGAGGCCCAAGAACAGUGAUUCAUCCCAUGAAGACAUGCUGAUGGCUGUGACAUAUACAGUUCUGACACCUCUGCUUAACCCCAUUGUUUACAGUCUAAGAAACAAACAAAUGCAAAUAGCCCUGAGGAAAGUACUGGACAGUGUUAUUAGAUUUCUCCCUCCGUUUACAAGUAAAAGAGCCCUGAACAUUCAAAAAGCUGACCUCGCAUUGAUAAUAAAAGUGGCGUACUUCCAAUAA
This is a messenger RNA of Galeopterus variegatus (Sunda flying lemur), 1011 nucleotides long. Its product is annotated as olfactory receptor 10T2-like. Gene Ontology annotation, cellular component: membrane. Gene Ontology annotation, biological process: G protein-coupled receptor signaling pathway. Lineage: Eukaryota; Metazoa; Chordata; Mammalia; Dermoptera; Cynocephalidae. The record is from RefSeq and is a predicted model, not a curated record. Gene Ontology annotation, molecular function: olfactory receptor activity.